AUGGGUUCUCUUCCUCAGACAAUGUCUGACACAAUCCAAGACGCCUGGGAUUUCAAGGGUCGUCCUGCAUUUAGAUCCAAAACUGGUGGUUGGACAGCAGCCGCCAUGAUUCUAGGCGGAGAAGCAUGCGAGAGGCUGACGACGCUGGGGAUCGCAGUGAACUUGGUGACAUAUUUGACAGGAACGAUGCAUUUAGGAAAUGCUUCAUCUGCUAACAUAGUCACCAACUUCAUGGGAACCUCUUUCAUGUUGUGUUUGCUCGGUGGUUUUGUGGCCGACACAUUUCUCGGCAGAUACCUCACCAUCGCCAUUUUCGCUACCGUCCAAGCAACUGGCGUUACAAUUUUGGCCAUAUCAACCGCAAUCCCAAGUCUACAUCCUCCAAAAUGCAAUCCAGGCAAAGAUGUCUCAUCAUGUGUUCCGGCCAACGACAUGCAACUGACAGUUCUCUAUUUGGCACUCUACGUCACAGCACUCGGAACCGGUGGUCUGAAGUCCAGCGUGUCCGGGUUCGGGUCGGAUCAGUUUGACGAUUCCGACGAGGGGGAGAAGAAGCGGAUGAUAAAGUUCUUCAACUGGUUCUUCUUCUUCAUAAGCAUAGGGUCGCUAGCCGCGGUGACAGUUCUUGUGUACAUUCAAGAUAACGUGGGAAGAGAAUGGGGAUAUGGGAUUUGCGCGUGUGCCAUUGUCUCUGCUCUUCUUGUCUUCUUGUCGGGAACUAAGAAGUACCGGUUCAAGAAACUGGUCGGUAGUCCGUUGACGCAGAUCGCUGCGGCGUUCGUGGCGGCUUGGAGGAAGAGACACUUGGAGUUGCCGUCGGAUCCGUCGUUGCUGUUUAAUAUGGAUGAUCUUGCAGAUGAUGGACAGAAGAAGAAGAAGAAGCAGAGGUUGCCUCACAGCAAAGAGUUCCGCUUCUUGGACAAGGCAGCAAUAAAGAUUCCAGAAAUGUCUGGAGAAUUAAUGACAGAGAGAAAGUGGUAUCUAUUAACUGUAACUGAUGUUGAAGAAGUAAAACUGGUGAUAAGGAUGUUGCCUAUAUGGGCCACAACCAUCAUCUUUUGGACAGUCUACGCACAAAUGACCACCUUCUCAGUGUCACAAGCAACCACCAUGGACCUCCACGUCGGAAAAUCCUUCAAGAUCCCACCGGCAUCGCUCACCGUCUUCUUCGUCGGAAGCAUCCUCCUUACCGUCCCAAUCUACGACAGGAUCGUCGUCCCUAUCACCAGAAAACUUCUCAAGAACCCACACGGAAUGACCCCUUUGCAACGCAUAGGAGUAGGCUUGGUGUUUUCAGCUCUAGCCAUGGCCGCCGCAGCACUCACUGAGAUCAAAAGGCUAAGAUCCGCAGAAUCACACGGGUUGACAAAUGAUCCAAAUGCCCAGAUUCCAUUAAGUGUUUUCUGGCUGAUACCUCAGUUUCUGCUAGUGGGGUCAGGUGAGGCAUUUACGUACAUAGGACAGUUGGAUUUCUUCCUGAGAGAAUGUCCCAAAGGAAUGAAGACAAUGAGCACAGGGCUGUUCCUAAGCACACUGUCAUUAGGGUUUUUCUUCAGCUCACUGUUGGUGACGAUAGUUCACAAGGCGACAGGUCACAGAAAGCCAUGGCUAGCAGAUAAUCUUAACAAAGGAAGGCUCGAUAACUUCUAUUGGCUUUUGGCUAUUUUGAGUGCUUUGAACUUUGCAAUAUACUUGUUUUGUGCAAAAGGGUAUGUUUACAAGGAUAAGAGGCUCGCUGAGGAAGGCAUAGAAUUGGAAGAACAAGAUGCUUCAUGCCAUGCAUAGAAUAUGAGCCCGAAUUCUCUUACGCCGUGCUCAUAUUUUUUUGGCUGAUCUUUUUGCACUUUUAAUUAAGUGUAUUUUAAGCAAGUUUAAGAAAGUAAGUCUCAAGCGUGAUGCGAAGCAUCGCGUCUGUAUCAGUAGAGCGACGACGCCGUUUUGUAUUACGAGCCAUUAUCUUCAUCAUUACAUCUGUCUUUGGAUCAAGUUUAGCAAUGAAACAACAUUAUUAGUUCAGU
Molecule: messenger RNA, 2018 nt
Organism: Neltuma alba
Lineage: Eukaryota; Viridiplantae; Streptophyta; Magnoliopsida; Fabales; Fabaceae
Product: protein NRT1/ PTR FAMILY 6.3-like
Exons: 5
Coding region: 1-1785 (594 amino acids)
Biological process (GO): oligopeptide transport; transmembrane transport
Cellular component (GO): membrane
Molecular function (GO): transmembrane transporter activity
Source: RefSeq, a predicted model, not a curated record